AUGCCGCUCUCUGCAUCUUCCAUGGAGAGUCUGAAGGAGUCAUCCACUCGACCCCGCGGCAUCAUUGCCCGCCUGUUCGGAACAGACUUCAAACGGCAUGCCUCCACGAGGGCCUCAAACCAGACCUCCAACGGGCGGUUAGCUCCGUCACCAAAGAGGGCCAUGGGAAUCCUGAAUGUCAAGGAGACAGUCGACGUGCCAGGUUCCGUCCGCCUCGUUGCUACAAAGUCCAACCAUUCACCGGCUUUCCGCGGUGCUGAUGCAAGAACGUCCCCGCACUCCUCUGCUCCCCAGGCAUCCUUCCCCCUCGACCUGCCGGCGAGUUCCGCCGUGCCCGACACUAUCGAGGGGAUGAAGAAAACGAGCGACGGUAGCAUCAUCCUAGAACCCCAGCCCGAGGAGUCGGUCAAUGAUCCUCUCAACUGGCCUGCCUGGCGCCGCGAUGUUGCCUUGCUAUCUCUCGGCUUCUACUGCAUCAUUUGUGGUGGCAUCACACCCCUUCUUUCCGCCGGCUUCCCCAACCUGACUCAGGAGCACAGCAUCUCGCUCGAGGCCUUCUCCCUCACAACUGGCCUGUACAUGAUGGGGCUCGCCAUCGGCUCCGUUCUCGCCUCUCCCACGGCCAUCCUGUUCGGCAAGCGGCCCGUGUAUCUUGCCAGUGCCGCCAUCUUCAUCGGCACUUGCCUCUGGGCCGCCUUGUCCUCUAGCUUCGCCUCUCUCAUGGCUGCCCGCGUCUUUCAAGGCAUGGCUGUGAGCCCCAUUGAAUGCCUUCCGCCCUCCACCAUUGUCGAUAUGUUCUUCCUCCAUGAGCGGGCUUACCGCAUCGGCAUCUACAACAUGCUCCUGCUCGGCGGCUUGAACCUGCUUCCCCUGCUCAGUUCUGUCGUCAUCGACGUGUACGGCUGGCGUUGGGUCUUUUGGAUCGUCGCCAUGCUCGUCUUCCUGGCCUUCGUCCUCCUCUUCUUCUUUGUCCCAGAAUCUUACUGGGAGAGAAAAUCAACGAGGGAGCUGUCGAUGGCUCCGUUCUUCCUCCGCCCUCUUCCCUCCUGCUUCUUCGCACCCCGCGUUGCCAUGACAUCCACGGCGCGUCGUGGCUGCGAUGUAGGCCCAAUCCCUCCCCUCUCCGGAAGGCUUGCCUCAGUCGCCACCAUCGACCAGGAUGAAGGCGGCGACCAUGACAUCCAUGCUCGCUGCCAUUCGGUCACCUCACCGCCCGCUCGUCCCCUCUCGGCUGACCGAGCCACAAUCGCGGGAAUUCAAGCAAUGGGCGAGCCUUGGACUGGGCCCCCUGCCACUGGAAGCGAAGCUCCUGAGGAAGACCUGCAGGACUCACGCGUAUGGCCCACGUCGUCGAACCCAGGCAUCAACAUUCGAGUCCUCGAGCUUCUGAGCCGCUCUGCUCCAGACGUACCGCCGACUCCUAGGCUGCAUAGCUUUUCCUCGCCGUACUAUCAGACCAUCCUUGAGAGGAAUUCCGAUGCCGACUAUUUCACCGUCGAACCGACUCGAGACAGUGGGAAACUGCUUUCAUUCCUGCACAACGAGCCGGCCAGCACGAAUUCGUACACACAAGCCCUUCGUCAGCGGCCCGCCCAGACCCUUGUUCAACGGUUGAAGCCGUACCAUGGACGCCUUAGAAAUGACAAGUGGCUGAAGGUCAUGAUCCGUCCCGUCAUCCUGCUCGCCUAUCCCGCUGUCCUCUGGUCUUCUGCCGUGUACGCCUCCUCGGUCGGCUGGCUGAUUGUCAUUUCCGAGACCAUGACCGUCCUCUACCGCGACCCAGCCAUGUACGAUCUCACGGGUCUGCAGACAGGUCUCGUCUACUUUUUGCCCCUCCUGGGCGGCAUCUUAGGAACCGGGGCGGCGGGUAAGCUGAGCGACUGGACGGUGAGAGUCAUGUCACGCCGCAACGGUGGCCUGUACGAGCCCGAGUUCCGCCUCGUCAUGGUGAUUCCCGUCUUGGUGACGAAGACCCUAGGCCUUGCGGGGUUUGGUUGGUCCUCGCAGGAGCUGGAGAGCUGGAUCGUUCCCUCCAUCUUCUUUGGCAUCCUAUCCUUCGGCUGCGCCAUGGGCGCCACGACGGCCAUGACCUUUUGCCUUGACAGCUAUCACCAAUACGCUGCGGAAGCGUUGGUGGCUCUCAACUUGAGCAAGAAUAUGCUGCACGGCCUGAUCUUUGGCUUACUGGUGUCGCGUUGGCUGGCCGCCGACGGAUCGAAGACGGUAUAUAUGUGGCUGAGCAUCAUCCAGUUGAUUGUCCUGCUCACCGCGGUCCCUCUGUACAUGUACGGAAAGCGAGCCCGGAUGUGGACGAACGAACUCGAGAGCGAAAGGCGUUUGGAUUUCUACGACACGGCGCAACGGAUCCCCGGCCGUAAACGGAUGGGAUACUGCAGCGAUAUGGGAGACGUUGUGGGAUUCCAGGGUCUUGAGAGGGUCCUGAGGUUGUGGGGUGCCGAUGACGGCGACGCGGUAUCACGAUUCAAUGUCUGCAAGUAG
Molecule: messenger RNA, 2499 nt
Organism: Drechmeria coniospora
Lineage: Eukaryota; Fungi; Ascomycota; Sordariomycetes; Hypocreales; Ophiocordycipitaceae
Product: MFS transporter
Exons: 5
Coding region: 1-2499 (832 amino acids)
Biological process (GO): transmembrane transport
Molecular function (GO): transmembrane transporter activity
Source: RefSeq, a predicted model, not a curated record